Cetraspora pellucida is the source of this 812-nucleotide messenger RNA. NCBI's taxonomy places the organism in Eukaryota, Fungi, Glomeromycota, Glomeromycetes, Diversisporales, Gigasporaceae. The record is from the annotation of a GenBank genome assembly.
AGACUAAGUAUUCUCAUGAAGUAUUGGAAAAUCAACAGCUUAUAAAGAAGGGUUUACCUGCUAAUGAAUACCUAUAUAAAAUUUCCAAACCCAGUGAAAGAUUUAGUUACAUUGUAGUAGUACCUGAAGAGAUUUAUGAAAACUGUGGGAAAAAAAUACCACAACAAAAAGGAGACUGUAUGGAAUACCUAGAUGUAGUAAAAAAGUUCAACAAGAAAAUAAAUAUUGAUUAUUAUAUUGAAAGUUUAUUUGGUCUCUGUGCCUGUUUUAUAAAUUAUGAUGAUAAAUACCAACCAUUGCCUGAAUCUCUCUCAAAAGUCUUGGAUCGCAAAAAGAAAUCCAGGGAGAAGAAAUUAAAAAUUGCUAAGGAUUUAUUGCAAAGCAAUGACUCUCUGAGUUUAGAUGAAGAUGAAAUAGCAAAAAUUAAAGAUGAAGAGUCACAGAAGUUAGCUAAAAAAUGGCUUAAAAAUGAUAUUAAGAACUUACAUAAUGCUUCAAAAAAAGAGAAAGCUAUUAUCUGCCAUUUAUGGAAAGAUGCUACUACUCACACAGAAAAAAUAUGUUCUGAUAUUAGCAAAGCUGGCAUAAUUAAUAAUGAUUUCUUUAAUGUGUUAAAUAAAAUUAUAAAUUCUAUUUGUUUAAAGUUAUCAGAUCUACUUUCAAAAUUGUCUAAGCUCAAUGUAGAAUAUAGAAAUAGGUUGUAUGAAUUAAUUAUGCAGACACAAAAAUACAAGACUAAUAUUACAAUUUUGGAAGAAUAUAUAUUUCGAUAUAAUCUGGAAUCAGAAUAUAAAGCAUUAAUAGAUUUCUGA